Messenger RNA from Ostertagia ostertagi, 879 nucleotides. NCBI's taxonomy places the organism in Eukaryota, Metazoa, Nematoda, Chromadorea, Rhabditida, Trichostrongylidae. The record is from the annotation of a GenBank genome assembly.
AUGAAAUUGAGAAAAGAACAAAAACAAACAAAAAAAUUUAGAUGGUUAUUCGACGACAGCCAUCGAAUACCACUGGUGUGGAAAAGCGAACCCGAACUGUCCGACUGCCGUUGUGGCCGACGACGUCGAACUGCCUUCGUACCGGUUCGCCAAGGUGUGCAUGGACAGAACAAUGGCCACAACCGCUUCGGGCUCCUACUCACGCCUCCUGCUGCUGUUCAUUUUCGAUCGAGAAAGCGGAUUUUAUAUAUGCUGCAGAUCUUCGUGCCGGCUGCGCUUGUUGUAGCAAUCUCGUGGGUGUCGUUUUGGAUCUCCCGUGAUUCGGCACCGUCUCGAACUAUCAUCGGUGUGAUGACGGUGCUGACGGAGACUCAUUUGAUGACUGGCACGAAUCGGCGACUACCGCCGGUAGCCUACGUGAAGGCUGUCGAUGUCUAUCUGGGAUUCUGCUAUCUUCUUGUUGUACUAGCGCUGAUUGAAUACGCCUGUGUCGCUUACUCCAAGAAGAAGAAUGAAGAUCGUCGACGUCGUGAGAAGAAAAGCGAACACAAGCCGACACCCCCAACUCCAGACUUACUGCAUGAUGCUCGUCUGGCUGAAUGUACCUGCAAUGCGGCGCCCACGUCAAUAAUUGCUGUCAUCAAGCAGCCGAUCGUUUCUGUAUCCGCCACUCGCACAUCGACAUCGUCAGCCGAGUGGUUUUCCCUUUAUCCUCUUCAAUGUGCUCUUCUGGGUGAUUCUGUUGGCAAAAGCGAAACGUCUACCCUACUUCAGUACCAGCACCAUUCCUCGAUGCUGAGAACGUCCGUCAUUCUUCGUACUAGCAAAAAUGAUGAUUAUGUGCUUCUAUCUAUCGCCCAGAUGAGAUUCCUUUUCUAA